This is a messenger RNA of Rasamsonia emersonii CBS 393.64, 999 nucleotides long. RefSeq lists its product as uncharacterized. The record is from RefSeq and is a predicted model, not a curated record. Lineage: Eukaryota; Fungi; Ascomycota; Eurotiomycetes; Eurotiales; Trichocomaceae. Bases 1 to 999 code for a protein of 332 amino acids. The transcript is spliced from 2 exons.
AUGUCAGCUACGACAAAUGUCAAGUUGAACGAGGAUGGUGAUCCCAUCUUCCGGCUCUGUGAGGUGAACCUGCCGAAAACGUAUCCUCGACAUGUGACUGGCAAUCUCAGAGCGAAAUACAACUAUCUCUUCACCCAAUACUGGCAGCUCAGAGAACUGUGGGAUGUCCAGCUUAAGAACCACAGAGACCAUUGGAACAUCCAAGCCGCAUAUGACUUUUGGUGCGAGAACGGCACAAAGACGAUCCAUGGAAGACAAUUUGGAUGGAGUGAAGAUUGGCUGAUCGAGGCCAUGGAGAGCGUCAAGGCCGAACUGAUCGAUCUGGAAGACGCUGGAAACCGCAUAAAGACGAUCAAAGCAGUCAACAGGCUGACCAUUGACCGGCUCGCUUUGUCGCGGGUGACUCGCACUCAGGAUGAGGACUUGAAGAAAAUACGAAGCAAAGACUCCUCCAGCACGGGCACUGAGCCCCAGUCUCCAACUCACAAACCUCGUCGCCGUCCGUCGCUCCAUCACGAUGCAGAACCGAAGAAAACGAACCAUCGCUACAACACCCGUCUUGUGGGCUCAUCACGCGAGGAUCCUAUCGUCAUCGAACAGGACUCUGACGACGAAGGCGGUCCUCCCCAUCGUGGACGCCAGAGAAGAACGCGUUCCCCGGCGAAGGAUCCAUCUCAGCCUCGACGUCCUCCCAUACAACCAUCCGCUAACACACGAGUCCGUCGUCAGAACCAUACACCUGAGCGCAGCCACGCCCAUGCACCGCAGACGCCUGUCAAGCAGCGUCGUGGCAGAGGCAGCAUGAGUUCUCCGUCAUCUCCGAGCAAGAAGAGAGCACGCAGUCGAGACGGCAAGGAUCCUGGUCGCGUUCGAAAGUCACCGAAGCGCAAGGCGGGUAGCAACGCAGGUAGCACGUCGUCGUCUUCUGACUCGAAGUCGUCCCCAUACAGUGACAGCAGUGGUGAAGGAGGUUGCCCUCUCCUUGAGAAGGGAGCCUAA